AUUUAUAGUGUUACAUCAGUCCGCAUUCUGCCUGAAACUGCACGCUUUACUCCCCGCAUCCCCGCGGCUCCCCGCACUCGUUGAUAAUAUCCGAUAGGCUUCAACUGAGGUUAGAGAAUUGCCGAUCGUCCCAUAUGCCGUUCUGAGAACACUGCAUCAUUGGGUUUUCAUUUGCUCGGCUAUGGUGAGCCGCAAAUGAGCAUAUGCAUGACUCCGCAAUAACCGGAGCAUAGAAAGAUCAUUAAGUGAUCAGGCGGAGUGGAAUAGUAAAGCAUAAAAGCAGACGACUCUGUUGUCAAAACAAGGGUUAUUUUUCAGGCCAAGUAACACCAUGUUGCUCAAUCUUCAGGUCGCUGCCAGCGCUUUAUCACUUUCUGUUCUGAAUGGACUGGCUACAGCUGCUACGCCUUAUACUCUUCCUGACUGUACCAAGGAACCUUUGAGCAAGAACGGAAUAUGUGACACCUCGGCGUCCCCUGCUAAAAGAGCUGCUGCCUUGGUCGCUGCUUUGACGCCCGAAGAGAAGGUUGGCAAUCUGGUUAGUAACGCAACUGGUGCGCCUAGAAUUGGACUACCACGGUACAACUGGUGGAACGAAGCCCUCCAUGGACUCGCUGGCUCUCCGGGUGGUCGCUUUGCCGACACCCCUCCAUAUAACGCCGCCACAUCGUUUCCCAUGCCUCUUCUCAUGGCAGCCGCUUUCGAUGAUGAUCUUAUCCACAGUAUCGGCAAUGUCGUCGGCACCGAAGCGCGUGCGUUCACUAACGGCGGCUGGCGCGGAGUUGACUUCUGGACACCCAACGUCAACCCCUUCAAAGAUCCUCGCUGGGGUCGUGGCUCAGAAACCCCCGGUGAAGAUGCUCUUCACGUGAGUCGCUAUGCUCGAUACAUCGUGAGAGGUCUUGAAGGCGAUAAAGAACAGCGACGUAUUGUUGCGACCUGCAAGCAUUACGCUGGAAAUGACUUUGAGGACUGGGGAGGGUUUACACGUCACGACUUCGAUGCGAAGAUCACUCCUCAAGACUUGGCGGAGUACUACGUCAGACCUUUCCAGGAGUGUACUCGUGAUGCCAAGGUCGGCUCCAUCAUGUGCGCUUACAACGCCGUCAACGGUAUUCCCGCCUGCGCGAACUCUUAUCUUCAGGAGACUAUCCUCAGAGGGCACUGGAACUGGACGCGCGAUAAUAACUGGAUCACUAGUGACUGUGGAGCUAUGCAGGAUAUUUGGCAGCAUCACAACUAUACCAAGACCAACGCUGAAGGUGCUCUCGUCGCUUUUGAGAACGGUAUGGAUUCUAGCUGCGAGUAUACCACUACCAGCGACGUCUCCGAUGCCUACAAGCAAGGCGUCUUGACUGAGAAGCUCAUGGAUCGAUCUCUGCAUCGUCUCUUCGAGGGUCUUGUGCAUACUGGUUUCUUCGAUGGUGCCAAAGCACAAUGGAACUCGCUUAGUUUUGCCGAUGUCAACACCAAGGAGGCUCAGGAUCUAGCACUCAGGUCCGCCGUCGAGGGUGCAGUCCUCCUGAAAAACGACGGUACACUGCCCCUCAAGCUCAAGAAGAAGGAUAGUAUUGCUUUGAUCGGAUUCUGGGCCAACGAUACAUCCAAGCUCCAGGGCGGAUACAGUGGGCGUGCUCCCUUCCUUCACAGCCCGCUGUACGCAGCUGAGAAGCUUGGUCUUAACACCAACGUUGCUUGGGGCCCGACACUGCAGAACAGCUCGUUUCACGAUAACUGGACUACCAAUGCUGUUGCUGCUGCAAAGAAAUCUGAUUACAUCCUGUACUUUGGUGGUCUUGACGCUUCAGCUGCUGGCGAGGACAGAGACCGUGAGAAUCUUGACUGGCCUGAGAGCCAGCUGACUCUGCUCCAGAAGCUCUCCAGACUGGGUAAGCCUUUGGUUGUUAUUCAGCUUGGUGACCAAGUAGAUGACACUGCUCUUCUAAAGAACAAGAAGUUCAACAGUAUUCUUUGGGUCAACUACCCUGGUCAAGAUGGCGGCACUGCAGUGAUGGACCUACUCACCGGACGCAAGAGUCCUGCUGGCCGUCUACCCGUCACGCAAUAUCCGAGCAGCUACACUGAGCAAAUUGGCAUGACCGAUAUGGACCUGAGACCUACCAAGUCGUUGCCUGGAAGGACUUAUCGCUGGUACUCCACUCCAGUUCUGCCCUACGGCUUUGGACUUCACUACACCACUUUCAAAGCCAAGUUCAAGUCUAACAAACUGAACUUCGACAUCCAGAAGCUUCUCAAGGGCUGCAGUGCUCAAUACUCCGACACCUGCGCUCUACCCCCCAUCCAAGUCAGCGUCAAGAACACUGGUCGUAUUACCUCUGACUUUGUAUCUCUUCUCUUCAUCGAGAGUAAAGUUGGACCAAAGCCAUACCCGCUCAAGACACUUGCAGCUUAUGGCCGCUUACAUGAUGUUGCGCCGUCUGCUACAAAGGAUAUCUCACUUCAGUGGACGUUGGAUAAUAUUGCACGAAGGGGAGAGAAUGGCGAUUUGGUUGUUUAUCCAGGGACCUACACCCUGUUGCUGGAUGAGCCUACGCAAGCGAAGGUUGAAGUCACAUUGACUGGAAAGAAGGCUACUUUGGACAAGUGGCCUCAAGACCCCAAAUCAGCAUGAUUGCACUCAGGGCAUCAGUAGACAAUAGUUGAAUCAUG
Molecule: messenger RNA, 2670 nt
Organism: Fusarium redolens
Lineage: Eukaryota; Fungi; Ascomycota; Sordariomycetes; Hypocreales; Nectriaceae
Product: glycoside hydrolase superfamily
Exons: 2
Coding region: 332-2632 (766 amino acids)
Biological process (GO): xylan catabolic process; arabinan catabolic process
Cellular component (GO): plant-type cell wall
Molecular function (GO): alpha-L-arabinofuranosidase activity; xylan 1,4-beta-xylosidase activity
Source: RefSeq, a predicted model, not a curated record